Messenger RNA from Polistes canadensis, 780 nucleotides. It is a transcript of the gene Vha16, whose product is annotated as V-type proton ATPase 16 kDa proteolipid subunit. The record is from RefSeq and is a predicted model, not a curated record. Gene Ontology annotation, biological process: proton transmembrane transport. NCBI's taxonomy places the organism in Eukaryota, Metazoa, Arthropoda, Insecta, Hymenoptera, Vespidae. Gene Ontology annotation, molecular function: proton-transporting ATPase activity, rotational mechanism. Bases 229 to 705 code for a protein of 158 amino acids. Gene Ontology annotation, cellular component: proton-transporting V-type ATPase, V0 domain. The transcript is spliced from 3 exons.
GGUCGUCACUCGUCACAUGACCCGCGCCACUAUACGGUAGGCCAUAUUUGACAGUGGCACUAGUCUAGCGAAGUGAGUGCGUGAAGAUCGCUCUUCGUUCGACGGUCCGCGGAUUAUUCAACCGACAACUUGUGUAAAUACUCGCGAUCAUUUAUUGAGCGAGGAGUCCAUAGAGACGUACUCAAUUAAUUACAGAUAGAAGAUUAUUCUACACACACAUUACACAAGAUGAGUACGUUUACAGAGGACGCACCCAUUUACGGGCCCUUUUUCGGUGUAAUGGGCGCUGCCUCUGCCAUUAUAUUUUCCGCUCUGGGAGCAGCUUAUGGUACAGCUAAAUCAGGUACUGGCAUCGCAGCGAUGUCUGUUAUGAGGCCAGAACUUAUUAUGAAAUCGAUCAUUCCUGUUGUCAUGGCUGGUAUUAUUGCCAUUUACGGGCUGGUAGUUGCAGUUCUUAUUGCCGGUAAUCUAGACGAACCACCAAAAUACCGUCUCUAUAACGGUUUUGUCCACCUGGGUGCUGGUUUAGCCGUAGGUUUUUCUGGUUUAGCUGCAGGAUUUGCCAUUGGUAUUGUGGGAGACGCGGGUGUAAGAGGCACUGCACAACAGCCUCGUCUCUUUGUCGGUAUGAUCUUAAUUCUCAUCUUCGCAGAAGUAUUGGGUCUCUAUGGUCUCAUCGUUGCCAUCUAUUUGUACACAAAAUAAACAGCACGUAGAGAGGCAAGAAUGCAAGACUUGUCGCCUGCAAACCAACAACGCUCCCCUAAAACUAUUAAAAUA